GGAAGUACCCACCAUCCACCUCAUCGCGACGCGCAGAACAUCAACCUUACCGAUAACUUCAACUUGCGAUCACCAUAUUCAAUUUAACGUCUUACUCCUCCAGAUUGUCCCUCAUCCAGAUAUCUUAUGAGGCACAACUUCAAACACUGAGAUUUUUAAAGAAUACUAUUGAAGACUUUAUUCUCAUCGCCGAUUCUUUGUUUCCAAUCCCUGUUUUACCCAUUCCUUAAGCCAUCAUCAGGAUGGCUUCCUCGUCGCGCAGCGGUGAGCACCGCUCAGUCCACCAAGAUUUCAUCGCAAGAAUCCGAUUCUCUAAUGCGCUACCGCCUCCCCCCAAUCCACCCAAGCUUCUUGAUAUACCCAAUACUGGCCUCGCAAGCGGCCAAUACACAGCCCCCGGUUUCGCCUCGAGGCUAGCCAGGGAGCAGCCGCUGAACAUCGAGGCCGAUGCGGAACUGGGUAUGCCAUUGGACCUGGUGGGAAUGCCAGGCAUAUUUGAUGGCGACGAAAGCUCUAUCCAAGCUCCUACGCAACCACCACAAAUCCAUCCCCACGAUCGAGCUCUUCUCAGAGGUCCCGGCAGCCUAGGUCAUCCCAAGCUUGCCGAAGCCAACGUAUCAUUCCUCCGACGUACAGAGUAUAUCUCUUCCGUCACCACUAAGCGCCACGAUGGUGGAGCUUUACGUAGCAACAACCCAGCUCCUAAGCGCCCCUUGAAGCGACCCUCUCCCGAGCGAGAUGUUGACGAUCCAGCCCAUAUCAAAAAGAAGAUAGAUCAGGGCUUUGCCAUAGCAGCUGCGAACUUAAAGGAUAAGAGCAGGGUCAAACAUCCUUCGAAGAGGAACCUCAAGCUGGUUGACGCCUACCCCUUAGUUCCCGAUCUCGAGGCCUUCCCAGACUCUGGUGCCUACGUCACAUUCAAGUUCACCCAUAAUCCUCUCCCCGCGACCCGUGUAUACGACAAACGUCUCCUCAACGGAAUCCUCAAGCCUAUCAGUAAAACCGAAGCUGAAGAGGCCGCUUUCGCGAUGGCCAUGCAGGCCCACGAGCGGGAUCCACAGCACGUCCCCAAGCCGCAGAACUUGAUGGACUACGAUUUCUUCCUCAACGAUAACUUGGACGCAUCAGAGCGAUUCCGGCAAAAGUUCGACAUCGAGAACCCGGACCACGACGAUGACAGUCUCUACACACACAAAAGCAACGGCAAACCCAACUUCCUAUUUCCACGGGUACGAACGUAUGAAACGGCGCAGGAGCUCGAACUCAACAAUCAAACCAAGUAUGACGAGGAGGUGGUGCUGGCAUUUAACGACGAUGAGGCGAUCGACCAGAAGGCAGCAUUCUAUUACCCGGUCAUGCAACGCAGCGUUAUCAAACCCCAACGCAACAAGAACAUCGCUCGCACGAUAGGACUCGUACCGGCGGACUUGAACAUGGAGGAACGCAACGUGGACCAACUGGACGUCGUAGUCGAGGGCCCCAGCGACGACAUCAGGGCGUGGAUGAGUCUGUACCGAGAUCACCCGUACGGUAGAGAAGACGAAGCUGAAGGUGAAGAAGGAGAGGGCGGGCAGAGCGGACAUGGGGACGCGGAGCACCGGGAAGCCAACAGCCGAUCUACACAACAAGCAGAAGACGAGGACGAGGACGAGGAUGCUGAGGGUGAAGAGGAUUAGUAGCCGGAACGGGCUGCUCGGCAAUAUUAUCUCAUACUAAAAAGUUUCAUAUAGUUCGAUCAGAGCAGGUUUUCGUCUUGGAGGCGUAAGGAACACCCGCUUCGCCCUGAUAAAAAUGCGGUAUUUGCUAUGAAUUAGGGAGGCAUCCCAAAUAAUCAGGGGGGGAGUCAUCCUUUGCAUUGGUAUCGAGCUCUUCUUUUUUAGCCUGCUAUUAGGUGUGUAAUGAGAAGCGCGUAUUUCACCACAAGAUGUGUCAACUAGAGUCCUAGAAAAUGGAUAAUAGGGAGCUAGAUAAAGGAGUUGAAUAAGCUUAUCCAUACCAUUUUUAUAAGCUCAGCGUGUUAAUAUAUAUCAUUAAAUUUCCG
Messenger RNA from Daldinia vernicosa, 2041 nucleotides. RefSeq names its product Paf1-domain-containing protein. The transcript is spliced from 2 exons. Gene Ontology annotation, molecular function: chromatin binding; RNA polymerase II complex binding. Gene Ontology annotation, cellular component: Cdc73/Paf1 complex. Gene Ontology annotation, biological process: transcription elongation by RNA polymerase II. Lineage: Eukaryota; Fungi; Ascomycota; Sordariomycetes; Xylariales; Hypoxylaceae. The record is from RefSeq and is a predicted model, not a curated record. Bases 243 to 1676 code for a protein of 477 amino acids.